UUGAAAAAACAAUUAGGUGAAGGAGCAUUUGGAGAAGUAUGGAAAGCCGAACUAACUUUUUCGGAAGUGGCUGUAAAGAAGCUGAAGUCAAAUGCGCAGGAUAAGGAAAUGGAAGAUCUGAUUAGUGAAAAGAUGACUUUUCAAAAAAUUGGACAGCACGACAACAUCUUGAAACUAAUCGGGUGUAGCACACAAGGGGGACCAUUGUUUGUUGUUCUGGAGCUCUGUAAAUAUGUGCAGAGUACGACAUCUGCAAAAGAUCCGGAAAUUGUUUUAAUCAAUCCUCUUACAUUGCGACACCUUGUACAGUUUGCUUGGCAAGUAGCGAGAGGAAUGCAGUACAUGACAAGUAGAAAGAUUAUCCACCGAGAUUUGGCAGCACGAAAUGUUCUAGUUGCUGACAACUAUGUGCUCAAGAUUUCUGAUUUUGGAUUAUCUCGAGAUCUUCAUAUAAUGUGCUUAAAAGGGUGGAAACAUUUUUGUAUCAAUGCAACGUUUUAUACUACUUCUAGUUGGUCAUUCGGCAUAUUACUAUGGGAAAUAAUAACACUUGGAGGUACACCGUACCCAUCAAUUGCAAUGGAACAGCUAUAUUCAAAUUGUAGCGUUUUAAGCACUGAAGACCCAAAACAGAGGCCAACAUUUGAUGUACUCGUCGACUAUUUUGAUUGGAUGUUAAAUCAAAGUGCCUCAGAACAAGAGGUAACUGUUUAUGGCAAGGAAGAGCCGCACUUUAUUUUCGACUAA
Enterobius vermicularis (human pinworm) is the source of this 747-nucleotide messenger RNA. Lineage: Eukaryota; Metazoa; Nematoda; Chromadorea; Rhabditida; Oxyuridae. The record is from the annotation of a GenBank genome assembly.